Messenger RNA from Erinaceus europaeus (western European hedgehog), 2768 nucleotides. Its product is annotated as zinc finger protein 709-like. NCBI's taxonomy places the organism in Eukaryota, Metazoa, Chordata, Mammalia, Eulipotyphla, Erinaceidae. Gene Ontology annotation, molecular function: DNA-binding transcription repressor activity, RNA polymerase II-specific. The record is from RefSeq and is a predicted model, not a curated record. Bases 1 to 2655 code for a protein of 884 amino acids. Gene Ontology annotation, biological process: negative regulation of transcription by RNA polymerase II. The transcript is spliced from 6 exons.
AUGUUGAAGUCACCAAAUGAUGCCGGGGCCCAGGUAGAACAGAUGAAAUGUGACCAAGUUCUGAGUGUCAUAGAAUUGUCCACAGGUGCUGCCUGGCAUCCCAAUGACAGGAGGCCUGCACAGCCCGAGGAGCAGCAGCUUAGGCCAGCCGCACGGGCUGCUGGGACUUGUGGUUCGCAUGGCUCUUCUCCCACCGCUGACGGCGAGGAGGCGGACUACAGCUCCCGUCAGGCCAAGCGGCGCCAGCGGGGUCCUGCACACGCGCCGCUGGGCGACAGGUUUAGUUGCUGUAGUUGCGAGUUGGCCGUGCAGAGUCUGUUGCACCGCGGACUCAGGUCAGUGGCAGCUGAUGGGUGUCGGGUGGCGGCGGGAGCCGGGGGAGGCCUCGGAGUGACCGGCCUUAAAGACCUGGGGCUCUGCGUGUGUCGGGGAGGUGCGCCAGCCUCGCCUCUGGCCAUUCUGCGCCGCCUCCCUGCUGGUCUGGGUCCCGCUUCCCCUCGCCCCGCUUUGGGGCCCGCGGAGCUGCGGGGAGGUGCGGGGCCCGCGGGGGCGCAGCGUGAGCCGCUGGGGCGGGCGCAGGGUGUCCCGGCCAGGCUCCGGGCGACCGGGGGCGCGGACCCGCGGCGGGGAGUGGCGCUGAGCGCUGUGGCCUCUAGCCUUGGCCGCGGGCGGACCGACGCGUCUGCGCAGGCGCGUUGCUGCCGUUCCCGAAUGCGCGCGGCGCCUGCGCGGACAUUCAGGGAAAGAGGAAGAGAUGGCAGUUUCUUGGAAAAGAUACAAGAACAUUCCACCAAAGGGCAGCAUAUCUUGCAUGGGAGUAAACAAAGUAAUACAACAGUAAAAAUCUCUGAGGGCAAAGAUAGUCAUAAUGCUAGACUAUCUCAAGAAUGUGAAGUAUACAACAAAUUAUUCACUUAUCCUAUUCAUCUUCAAAAACAUGAAAGAAUUCAUAGUGGAGAGAAACCUUAUGAAUGUAAACUAUGUAGUAAAACAUUCAGUUGUUCCAGUCAUCUUUGGACACAUGAAAGAACUCACAGUGGAGAGAAACCCAAUGAAUGUAAACAAUGUACUAAAAAAUUCAGUCAAGCUGGUCAUCUUCGGGCACAUGAAAGAACUCACAGUUGGGAGAAACCCUAUGAAUGUAAACUAUGUAUUAAAACAUUCAGUUGUUCCAGUAGUCUUCUGGCACAUGAAAGAAUUCACAGUGGAGAGAAGCCCUAUGAAUGUAAACUAUGUAGUAAAACAUUCAGGCAAUCCAAGGAUCUUCACCAACAUGAAAGAAUUCACAGUGGAGAGAAACCCUAUGAAUGUAAACAGUGUAGUAAAGCAUUCAGUUCUUCCGGUAAUCUUCGAACACAUGAAAGAAUUCAUAGUGGAGAGAAACCCUAUGAAUGUAAACAGUGUAGUAAAGCAUUCAGUUCUUCCGGUAAUCUUCGAACACAUGAAAGAAUUCAUAGUGGAGAGAAACCCUAUGAAUGUAAACAGUGUAGUAAAACAUUCCGGCAAUCUGGUGGUCUACAGCAACAUGAAAGAAUUCACAUUGGACAGAAACCCUAUGAAUGUAAACAGUGUAGUAAAACAUUCAGUUGUUCCAGUAGUCUUCGGUCACAUGAAAGAAUUCACAGUGGAGAGAAACGCUAUGAAUGUAAACAAUGUAGUAAAACAUUCACUUAUUCCAGUAGUCUUCAGAGACAUGUAAGAAUUCACAGCGAUGAAAAACUUUAUGAAUGUAAACAGUGUAGUAAAACAUUCAGUUGUUCCAGUAAUCUUCAGAGACAUGAAAGAAUUCACAGUCGAGAGAAGCCCUAUGAAUGUAAACUAUGUAGUAAAACAUUCAGGCAAUCCAAGGAUCUUCAGCAACAUGAAAGAAUUCACAGUGGAGAGAAACCCUAUGAAUGUAAACUGUGUAGUAAAACAUUAAGCUGUUCCAGUAGUCUUCGCGCACAUGAAAGAACUCACAGUGGAGUGAAACUCUAUGAAUGUAAACAGUGUAGUAAAACAUUCAGUUGUUCCAGUCAUCUUCGGUCACAUGAAAGACUUCAUAGUGGAGAGAAACCCUAUGAAUGUGAACUGUGUAGUAAAACAUUCAGGCAAUCCAAGGACCUUCAGCAACAUGAAAGAAUUCACAGUGGAGAGAAACCCUAUGAAUGCAAACAGUGUAGUAAAAGAUUCAGGAAUUCCAGUAGUUUUCGGGUACAUGAAAGAAUUCACAGUGGAGAGAAACCCUAUGAGUGUAAACAGUGUAGUAAAACAUUCCGGCAAUCUGGAACUCUUCAGCAACAUGAAAGAAUUCACAGUGGAGAGAAACCCUUUGAAUGUAAACAGUGUAGUAAAACAUUCAGUAGUUCCAGUAAUCUUCGGUCACAUGAAAGAAUUCACAGUGGAGAGAAACCCUAUGAAUGUAAACAGUGUAGUAAAGCAUUCAGUUGUUCCAGUCAUCUUCGGUCACAUGAAAUAAUUCACAGUGGUGAGAAACCCUAUGAAUGUACACAAUGUAGUAAAACAUUCAAUUAUUCCAGUAGUCUUCAGAGACAUGUAAGAAUUCACAGUGGUGAGAAACCCUAUGAAUGUAAACAGUGUUGUAAAACAUUCAGUUGUUCCAGUCAUCUUCGGUCACAUGAAAGAGUUCACAGUGGAAGUGCAGAAGAUAGAUAGCAUAAUGGUUAUGGACACAGACUCUCAUACCUGAGGCUGCAAAUUCCCAGGUUCAAUCCCCCGCACCACCAUAGGCCAUAGCUGAGCAGUGCUCUGGUUAAAAAAAAAACACA